AUGGUUAGUCUUAAUAAGAAUCCAAAAAAGAAAGCAGACAUUAAAAAAAAAGCAGUUGACAUAGAUAAUUUAUUAAAAAACUUGCUAUUGCAACCAUUGAAUUCCUAUAUACUAAAAGAUGGAAAUAGUAUGAUAGGUACGUUUAAUAUCAGAGCAUUUGGUCAUAAAAAGUUAGAAGAUAAUGUUAUAAUGAGAAUCAUCAUUUUUAUCCUUCGAAGAUACGAUAUUAUCCUCUGUCAAGAAGUCCAUUUUAAUAGAGAAAGGAUUGAGAAACUUGUCAAUAUGGUAUCAAACCCUUCUGUUCCAUAUUCAUAUACCCUAAGCUGUCCUGUUGGUAAAAGCUUAAGUGAAGAAAGAUUCUUAUCUGAAAAACUACAUGUAAAAAUUACACUUAUUGGAUACCAUACACAGCCAGGACAUGCAUACAAUGAAAUAAAAGCAUUAGUGACUGAUGUAUACGCUUAUGUUAAAAAAAAAUCAGUAAAAAGGAGUAGUCUUUCUUGUUUAUUAAGUCUAUUAUGUUUGAAUACAAAAGAAGCACCAAUUUUUGAAGAAAAUUGCAAACAUAUAAUUCUAAUGGGUGAUUUCAAUACUUCUGGUUUUUAUCUUAAUAAAACAAAGCAAGCAGAACUAGAUAUAAUUUUGGCUCAAAAUAAUUUAAUUUGGGAAUUAGUUAUUCAAGUGAUACUACUGUUGCCUCUAAACACGCAGUCUAUGAUAGAUUCAUAUUUGAG
Racocetra persica is the source of this 734-nucleotide messenger RNA. Lineage: Eukaryota; Fungi; Glomeromycota; Glomeromycetes; Diversisporales; Gigasporaceae. The record is from the annotation of a GenBank genome assembly.